Messenger RNA from Perca flavescens (yellow perch), 3127 nucleotides. RefSeq names its product E3 ubiquitin-protein ligase TRIM21-like. Gene Ontology annotation, molecular function: zinc ion binding; protein binding. The record is from RefSeq and is a predicted model, not a curated record. Bases 1165 to 2805 code for a protein of 546 amino acids. NCBI's taxonomy places the organism in Eukaryota, Metazoa, Chordata, Actinopteri, Perciformes, Percidae. The transcript has 2 exons.
CAGUGAAAACCACGUAUCUCCAGAUGUGUUGAUGUUGAAUCUUUAUGAUAAACUGAAGGAUGAAGUGUUCCUUUACGUGUUGAGAAAAUUAUCUUCCUUCUUAAGCCAAAUAAAGUCUUCAAAAAGCCUCUUGGAUCAGCUGGUAAAAGCAUCGUCAUAAAGCUGAAAACAGGGCUGUUUUUCUGACACCAUGAAAACUUUUAUAACUUUUUAGAGAUAUGUGGUUCCCACAGGACAGCGACGCUAACAUAUGAUGAUCUCAUAAAAUAUGAUGCUUUGCUGUAGAUAAUAGAUAAUGGAGUUAAAAUGAACAUGCCAGACCCUCCCCUAAGCGCUCUGGAGGAGGGUCUGGCUAGUCCACACAGCAUUCGGGGAUGGGAGGAAAACGUGCUCUGGUUUAUUGGUAUUUCUUUAAACCAAUCACAAUCGUCACCGCCAUCGUCGAUCCGCACAGAGCCACUGUAAAAUAGUCAUGCGAGAGAAAACUCAGAUUGGACAGAUAGUCUAGCUAGCUGUCUCAAUUUACCCUGCAGAGAUCUGAGGAGCUGUGACGACCAUAGUCGUCACAAAUCCACCGAAUUUAAAAUUCCAACACAAAGAAAGGGGAAGGAAACGGAAAAUACGUGCAUCCGGCGGAAUUUCCUGCUGCACUGGAGCAAUCCCGGAAGUGGAACACCAUUUCUAUAGACUAAAAUGAACACAAUCUUUAACAGCAGUAAAAAUCUGCAUGAACAAUAAUGCAGCAUGAAUAUUUACUCAAACAUCCGAUAGAAAAGGAAAACACUAAUAGGGAACAUUUUACUGCACAAUGAAUACUUUUACUUUAAAUACGUUUUGCUGAUAAUACUUAAAUACUUUUGCUUUAGUAAGGUUUUGAAUGCAGUACUUGUACUUGUAGUAGAGUCUUUUCACAGUGUGAUAUUAGUAUCUCUACUUCAGUUAAUUAUUUGAAUAAUUCCUCCACCUGUUCCCCUUGGCGACGGGCUACUGAGAGGUGGAGCAACACUGAAAGAUGAGAGCUGCAAUGUCACAUUUCCUGAACUGAAUGUACAUACAGCAUAGUUGCAGUUGAGACAAGUCUCUCUGUUUCUCUCUAAAGAAAUAUUCAACUGAUCAGCCGCUUUUUAUCAACAGCUGGAUCUCUGCCAAACACUGUGUCUAGAUAUGUCUGCUGCCAGCUGUCUGCUGACUGAAGAUCAGUUUCUGUGCUCCAUCUGUCUGGAUGUGUUCACUGAUCCAGUCACCAUACCAUGUGGACACAACUUCUGUAAAACCUGCAUCACUCAACACUGGAAUAUUAAUGUCCCGUUUCAGUGUCCCAACUGUAAUAAGGUUUUCAGAACCAGACCUGAGCUGCAGGUCAAUACUUUCAUCUCUGAGAUGGCUGCUCAGUUCAGACAGUCAGCUCAGCAGAAAGCCAGCAGCAGCAGCAGCAGCUCAGAGCAACAAGUGUCCAAACCAGGAGAAGUUCCCUGUGACGUCUGCACUGGAACCAAACUGAUGGCCCUGAAGUCCUGCCUGGUGUGUCUGGACUCCUACUGUGAGACUCACCUGGAGCCUCAUCUGACAAGAUCAGGCCUGAAAAGACAUCAGCUGAUCGACCCUGUGGAGAACCUGGAAGGCAGGAUGUGUACGAAGCACGAUAAACUGCUGGAGCUGUUCUGUAAGACCGACCAGACGUGUGUCUGCAUGCUCUGCACUGUUUUAGACAACAAGACGCAUGAUGUUGUUCUGAAAGAAGGAUAUGAACGAAAGAAGGCCGAGCUGAGGGCUGAAAUCCAGCAGAUGAUCCAGAAGAGACAACUGAAGAUUCAGGAGAUCAAACACUCAGUGGAGCUCAGUGAGGAAGAUGCAGACAGAGAGAUAGCAGAUGGUGUUCAGGUCUUCACCGCUCUGAAGGAGUCUGUUGAGAGAAGCCAGGCCGAGCUCAUCGACACGAUCAAAGAGAAGCAGAGAAAGAUGGAGAAACAGGCUGAAGGCUUCAUCAAGGAGCUGGAACAGGAAAUCUCUGAGCUGAAGAAGAGAAGCACUGAGGUGGAGCAGCUCUCACAGUCUGAAGACCACUUCCACGUCCUCCAGAGCUUCACGUCCCUGAACGCUGCUCCACCCACUAAGGACUGGACACAAGUCAGCGUCGGUCCACCUUCAUAUGAGGGGACUGUGGUCAGAGCUGUCAAUCAGCUGGACCAGACGCUCAGUGAACAGAUGAAGAAGCUGCUCGCUGAGGUCGGGCUGAAGAGGGUCCAGCAGUUUGCAGUGGAUGUGACACUCGAUCCCAAUACAGCAAAUCCUGAACUCAUCCUGUCUGAUGCUGGAAAGCAAGUCAAACGUGGUGAUGUAAGGAAGAGUCCUUCAAACAAUCCAGAUAUAUUUGAUUGUUGUGCUAGUGUCUUAGCAAAGCAGAGUUUCUCUUCAGGAAGAUUUUAUUACGAGGUUCAGGUUAAAGGGAAGACUGCCUGGGAUUUAGGAGUGGUCAGAGAGUCGAUCAACCGGAAGGGACAAAUAACUGCGACUCCUCUGAAUGGUCUCUGGACAAUAUGGUUGAGGAAUGGAAAGGAGUACAAAGCCCUUGCCGACCCUAGAGUCUGUCUCUCUCUGAAGUCUCGUCCUGAGAAGGUGGGGGUGUUUGUGGAUUAUGAGGAAGGUCUGGUCUCCUUUUAUGACGUUGAUGCUGCAUCUCUCAUCUACUCCUUUACUGGCUGCUUGUUUACUGAGAAACUCUACCCAUUCUUCGGUCCCGGUGUUAACUAUGGUGGUAAAAACUCUGCCCCUCUGAUCAUCUCUCCUGUCAAUCACACUGAGUAGAACAACCAUUACCUGCCUUCCAGACUGUUGAAUCAUCAAAAAACUAUGUAUUUAGAAAUAAGUAUUUUCACAUUCCUUGAUGUCUGGGUGCCAAAUUCAAAACUUAAAAUUGUCUAGAUCAUUGUAUACAAGUAGUGUUUCAUACUGGCACAAAUUACUGGGUAAAGUUAUGCAGCACUUAUUUAAGCGCUAUUCAAAAUAAGGUGUUUUACGGUUUUAGCUUAAGAUUUUAAAUCAAAAAGGACAAAUAAAGGAGGGCUAAAGUAUUUAAUUUGAAUUCAUAUUUCGAUAUAAACGGAAAUUAUAUGAAUCAAGUGAGAGU